CUUAAUUAACCAGGUAAAAAGUAUGCUUUGAGCUGGUAUGUACUGUAAUACAAAAGUUCUUAAAACAACACAUGGUUAGACUGUAUGACGUAUACCUAUCCCGAAAAAUAUAGGUAAUUCUGUAACCUGUUUCAUAUCAUAUAAUGUGUGCGGUGUCUGCAGGGCGGUAAAUAUUAUUUCUAUGUUUACUAUGUGUUUUUAUACUAAUAUACCAUUUGUAUGUUGCAGCUCGUCCAGUCAAACCGAUAACUCCACUAGCGCCGCCGGAGCAAGAGAGAGCUCCUCCGCCGGACCCCAUUCCACCGAAACCACCGGAACCUUUUAAACCUGAAGAGCCCAUAUUUGAGAAACCUGCAUUUCUUCCAGCAAAACCAAUCCCACAUUCUCCAAAGAUAUCUCCAUCAUCAAUCCCCAAUCCUAAUCCCAGUGUAAUGACGCCAAAACAGGUGGAUGGAUAUCCAAACUUCGGCAGUUACCUCUACUCCAUACCAGGAUACUCGGCAUUUCAACCUAUUAGUUCAGUUUCAUACCCGCCUAUAGUCCAGCCGACCCCGCCUCCCGCAGUGCAGAACGAGACACCCAAUCAGGAAUUUAAUCCUUUCCCAACAAAACCUAAAGAAACGCCUACACCUGUUGUUGAAGAAAAAAGUACUGACACAGAGCCACCAAAAGAGACACUAAAACCACAGACUGACUUCGAAGAGCAUUUUACACCUGAAAUAAUAACAGCGACAUCUAUCCCUGAGAGCAACAAAACACAUACAACUGAGUCAAAGAUGAGCAUAACAUCGCUAGCACAGGGAUCAGGAGCCACGGUCACUAUUCCAUCGCAAAUACCAAAUAAAGAAUUUAAGAAGAAACCUGAAAGGUUUAGUUUAAAAACUAGUAUACCAAUAAGCAAGAUCGAUAUGAAAUGUGUCAGUAAUCCACCCGAUACUGCCUUUCAAAAUUCUUUGGCAAAGAAAACUUUUAAUCCUGCUUUUACCAAAGAUCCACCGAGAGUUGAAAUACAGAGUAAUAUUGUGAUAAAGACAGCAACUAAAGAACCUGAAGUUAAGGAGGUGAAACCGAGCGUCUCAUCAAGUAACAGCAUGUGCACUUUGAUCAAUACUGCAGAGACUGCUAACAAAACUGAAAACCAGUUUCGUGUACCCGAACCUAAAGUAGAUACACCAGCUGAAGUGAAAGAACCUCCUGCAAUACAAAGACCUUUAUUUAAUCCCAUCAAUAUAGAAGCCAGCAAAGUGAAUUUCAGUAAACCUCCAGAUCCACCGUAUAAUGAACAGAAAAAUCAAAUAGUAUUUAUACAAAACAAGAGCAACUCGAACUCAAAGAUGUUGGUCACGAUACAACAACAGAACCCACAAGUUUUAUUACAAAGAACUAACUUCGAGUCAAAAAACCUGCAAGCUCCUUCACGACUGUCAAACCAAAGUAAGAAAUGUAUCGAAGACGUUGUCAAUGAAAGUACGGCGUCGAAAGUGGUCGCACUCAAGAGGCUGCACCAGGAGAACUGCGACGAGAACGAUUUCGAGAAUUUGAUCACUGAGAAUCAAAUCUAUGGUAACAAGAUAGUCGUGAAGGAGAAAUCUCAAGGCACAUUGCAAGAACAAGAUUUAAAAGCGAAAAAGAUGACAGAAAAAGUCACGCCACCGGAAACUAAGAAUGUUGUAUUACAACCAAACUUUGUAUACUUGAGCAACGUUCAGUUUCCUAACUUGAUGAUGAUCAAAAAUAAUUCAAAAGUUACACAAACAUCUGACUCAAAUAAAGUUCAAAAAAUUGCUCCAAAAGAAAAUAAAACUGUACCUGAAAUUACUACUGUAAAGAGCUCUGAAAGUAACUCUGAAAUAAAAACCACAAAGCCAAGUAUAACUGUGAGUAAAGAAAUUCAUGUAUUAAAAUCUAGCAACAACGUGUUGCAAACUCUGUCAAAUAAAACUAAGCCUGAUAUUGUUAUCCAAGCUAAUCCAAAAGUUAUAGUAAGUCCACAAAUAGUGUAUCAAGUACCGAUUACAUCAAUCGUGGAAACUGAUAAAGUUAACCAACCAUUCAAAAAACGAGACUAUCCAAAAUUCAUAGCACCCAAGAAGGAAGCGCCUAAAAAACUAGAUCAAACCAAAACAAAUGACAAAUUAUACAUAGCCUGUCCUUAUCAAAUGGAUUCCAAAUUGCAGCCCAAAAUUGUCAUCACAAAUAUUCGACCAAAAAUAAAUAAAAUAGACGAAGUCAGUUCUUUGGAUGUUUAUGAAAAACGAAAACGAUUGAGGCGUCUCAAGUAUUUGUCUAAUCGAGAAAACAAGGAUGUUAAAGCUGAUCCGAAGAAAGUGGAAAAGACUGAAAUACGAAAUGUAAUUACACCUGAUAAGGUAAAAAAUGAGAUUUAUAAAGAAUUUGCAAAAACUAAAGUAGGUAUGGAUGAAGGCAGCAGUGGGAGUGACACAGAUGACUACGGAGAAGAAGAUCUGAAAUCUUAUGACGAAAUUAUUGAAGAAUAUGGCGGAAAAGGUGACAAGGAUAAUGGGAAAAUUGAUUUCAUGGCUAAUCUUAGAUUAGCGACAUUAGAAGCGUACAAAGAAAAAGACCUGGAGCUUCAAGACAAGGUUUUGAGGAACGAUUCGGUGGCCUCAGCUUACGCGGCGGUGGGUAAACUGGACGUGCUGCUGAAUGUUCCUCAUGAUGAAGCAGUGGAGACGCCUGCAGAGGAAGACAAGCUACUGGAGGAUGUACAGCAGGAGAAUAGGACGGCCACGCAGAGGAAGAAAUUGUUCCUCUCCAAGUUAAAGCUUACGCAAGUCACGCAGAAGUAUAAAGAAGGUUACGACAAGGUGUGGCAAGAAAUAUUAAAAGAAAGAAAACGGCGGAACAGCAAUCCAGACUUAGAAGAGAAUUGUAAAGAAGCCCGUCUCGGGUUUGACCCCAACUGCCAACUGCGACUGCUGACUGAAAUCAAGAAAUGUGUUAACGAAAAUAACAACCUUAUCAAGAAGAGAUUAGACUCAGUUUCCAUUGUCGAUUCUAACGAUGAAAGCAUAAAAGUGCUAGCAGAGAAGAAUUUCUCUGAACUUAACCGCCUAUCCAAAAUGGCGGACCGCAGCGUCAAGCUGUUCAAAGCUCCGAACACAAGGAAACGAGAUCUAAACCCCGGCUUCGACAGCGAGAACAUUAAAAAGCCAAAUAUAAAGAUUCAGCAGCCGUACCAGAACUAUCCUAAGAUUAAGAUUCCGAGUAUUUCGAAGAUAAUAUCGUUGAAAUCGACGCAGGAGUGUCCGUCGGCGACGUCGACGCAGGCGACAUCUAUGGACGAGCCGCAGAACUCGGCGGCGGGCGUCACGGAGAUGUUCGAGGAGAAGACGAGUUCUGAGAAGACGAGAGACUUCUGCUGUCAAGUAGACGAACCUUCGUGGCCUGAGGUUGAAGCCCUAGUCAAGAGUUAUAGGGAUUAUGAUAUAGCUCGUCGAAAAGAGAUAGCGGACCUACACAAGCGCAACACUGCUCUAAAGAUAGAGGGCGCUCACAUCACGCGCUCGGCGUCGCGCGACUCCGACACCGCGCGCGCGCUGCUCGCCGAGCGGCAGCACCUCGCCGGCGAGGAGAACAACCUGCGCCUGUCGCUGCAGCGGCUGCAGAGAGCCAUCGAGGCUAUCAGGAACAGUUAAGAUUAGGAGCCCGAGUUUGUAUAUUGUACAGGGUGGCUUACAGUGUUUGUCAAAAGUUGUGAAAGUAACAUACAAUAGUUACAACAGUCUUCUAAUCACCUAGCAAGCUCUCUUGACGGCCUCUGACGUGAAACAAUAGUAACUGAAACAGGCACGUUAAACUAAAAAUAAAGUCGCGAUUUGUUUUUGUUAAUCUCGCAAAAUAAGCAUGAUUUACAUCAAUGAAAACAUGAGUCAUUGAUUGAUUUUCAGUAUCCCACGAGUCACAGUUUUACAAUAUUGUUACUUUGAUAUUAGAAAUUUAUUUACAUUGAUUUGUCAGCAACAAGUCUUUAAAUAAAAAAUGCCUGAACAUUGAAUUGAACUCUCCCACUAGCAAACACUACUGUCAAAAAUUACUUAAGUCACUGACUGUACCUAUCAAGAUGGAUCUUACGUGGCAGAAAUUGUAAAUAUCUUUAGUACGUAGUUUAAAAACUAUUUUCAUAUACUAUUUAGGUACUGAAAGGUAUCUAUUAUUGCAUCACUAGUGGCCUAGCCAGUUCAAAUGAUCAUUCAAACACUUUACAUACGUUAGUCAGUCAACAACUUACAAUUUUUUUUUGCCCUCAGGCAAUCAUAAAAUAAAAUGGAGUAGAUAUGAGUUGUAAAUAAUUUACCUAUUAGGCAAUUUAAUGUCAAAGUAGAAAGAACUGUCCAUUUUUGUUAAGUAGGUACAUUUUUUUAACAAAUUUUUGUUGCUUGUAUAUUUAAUGAAGAGCUAAGGUCCAACCUUAUAUAUUGUACUAAAAAUUGUGGUUAUAUGUUUCUGUCAAUUUAAUUGUAAUAUAAUAAACAACUAGUCACGUAUUUUAGGUAAUAUUUAUUAUUGUAAACGAUAACUCUUAAAUAAUAGAUUGAUUAUGCAAAACCCGUUUCUGUUUGGUUAUUUUAGCAUUUUUACUGUACCUAUCUACAGAGUGCUCAGUAUAUUUUAAAUACCUACAAAACAGAAGGCAAUUGAUAUCAUUUUGAAAAUUCAUAGGUCAAAAAAAUUAUCAUAAGAUGAGCAUGAGCACACUAUAGGUAGGCAAUAUUUUUAAGGUAUUUUAUACGCUUACCUCAUUCUUUCAUAAUAGAAAAUUGCUACAUACACUGCAUCGAAAAAUACACAGCUAAAAUAAAAAUAGUAAUUAUUAUUCUUUGAUAAUAAUGGCAUCCAAUGUAAAUAUGAACAUGAAAGUAGGCAGGUGCGGGUGCUUAUAAACUGCUAUGCGUAUAAAAUUUUAAUUUCAAUCAAAUUACUAAAGUUACGUUAUUAUUUAUCAUAAAAUGCUUGUAAUAAUGUGCCUCUUAUUUUAUAGUAUUUAUAAAUAAUGUAAUGUAAUAUACACAUUCUGAUCAGCAAUAAUAAUAAUAACGAACGUAUUUAUUCGAGAAGCGAAAAUUAUUCAUAAGAAAUGAAACAAUUAAAAGAUAAUCCACAUUUUU
Molecule: messenger RNA, 5129 nt
Organism: Helicoverpa zea (corn earworm)
Lineage: Eukaryota; Metazoa; Arthropoda; Insecta; Lepidoptera; Noctuidae
Exons: 4
Coding region: 432-3659 (1075 amino acids)
Source: RefSeq, a predicted model, not a curated record